UUGCGGAUCGAAGCUGGACCGUCGCAGCAUCCAGCGGUUGCGCUGCCUGAAGUGCAGCCACGAUAACCAAACUCCUUCCAAGAGCUGCUGUAACAUUUGUGGAGCCAGCUUCGGAAGGAAGCACGCAUGCACUGUCUGCCACGUGUACUCGCACGACAAGGACAUGUGGCACUGUGACAAGUGCGGUAUCUGCCGGCUGGGGGAGCGGGAGCAGUACCGUCACUGCGACACAUGUGACGCCUGCCUGCCGACGACUCACUUCGCGACCCACACCUGCGCGCCCAACGCCAUGCACCGGGAGUGCCUGCUGUGCCGCGGAUACCUCUUCACCUCCCGCUCGCAGGUGGCCUGCCUGCCCGGCUGCGGCCACCUGGCCAUCCACCUCAGCUGCCUGCAAGCUGCAGACGCGGAGGGCAGCGCGGACCGCCUGGCCUGCCCGCACUGCAGCGAGCAGCGCUCGGAGGCCGCCUCCGCACACAUCCUCAACGCAAGUGCCAGCAGCGGCAGCGGCGCCGGUAGCAGUAGCGGAAUGGGCGCCGAGGCUUCUCAGGAGUUGAAGGCUAUCCUUACAAAGCUGAACCUGCAUGAAGAAGAGGAAGAGGAAGAUUGUGAGGGUGUCAGGGAAGGGAGUAUCAUGAACUGCGCGAGGCAUAUGUACCCGCCCUCAAAAGUGUACUUCAUGGAUGGAACGACGUGCGGGACCUACCUCCGUCGCUUCAACGACCUGCCGAACCUGGUGACUCCCUCGGACGAGGAGAACGAGGCGAGCAGGGAAGCUGUGGACCGCGUUGCCCGCACCCUGCAUGCCCUGGACGAGGUCAGUGUGGACCGAGUACACAAGGGCGGCUCCUUCGGCCGCAAAACCAGCGUCAGGGGGCGGUUUGAUGUGGACCUGCCCGUCUUUGCAAACAACUUGCCCGCCGACCCUGCCAGCAGUGUUGUCCUUAUGCGGCAGAAGCUGGGGGUAAAGGAAGUACAGCUCAAAAUUGAGAAGAACCUGCUGCAAUUCGAGGCGGACGGUGUGGAUAUGGACGUGCUGCUGCUGCACAACCUGGCCAAGGGCCAGCCCGCCGGGGUCGACAAGGCGCAGGUGCAUGUGGCGGCGCUGGUGGCCCCGCUGCUGGGGAUGACGGAUGCGCAGAUAGCGGCGCUGGCUGCUGCGCCGCCGGACGGGGCGAGGGAGCGGGGAGUGGUGGAGUCACUCACGAAGUUCGUGGGCGACCAACACACAGUCGCUAACCAGGCUGUACGCUUGUUUAAGGUCGCCGGCACCCUCAUGAUGAAGCUGGGGGUAGAGAAAAUAAACCUCAAAAUUGAGAAGAACCUGCUGCAAUUCGAGGCGGACGGUGUGGAUAUGGACGUGCUGCUGCUGCGCAACCUGGCCAAGGGCCAGCCCGCCGGGGUCGACAAGGCGCAGGUGCAUGUGGCGGCGCUGGUGGCCCCGCUGCUGGGGAUGACGGAUGCGCAGAUAGCGGCGCUGGCUGCUGCGCCGCCGGACGGGGCGAGGGAGCGGG
Molecule: messenger RNA, 1514 nt
Organism: Astrephomene gubernaculifera
Lineage: Eukaryota; Viridiplantae; Chlorophyta; Chlorophyceae; Chlamydomonadales; Astrephomenaceae
Source: the annotation of a GenBank genome assembly